AUGGGACGAUCGCGCUACUAUGCGUUCCGAAAUGAAAAGGCUGCGCGUCCGAUUGUUCUGGCACAUUACGAAAUUCUUCCACCCGAUGUUGACGACGAGAACGACUAUGAGCGGGAGGUGCGUGACAACAUCAAAACAUUGUUGCAGAAUGGUGCUUUCCUACGGGAUGGAGUAGAUGCACAGCAGGGCAGGACCAAUAAUCUUGCAAACGAGGCCCUGGGCAGCUUUUACUUGUUCGCCGAUGCUGUCCCCGAAGGUGCCGUUGCACUUGCAGCGACUGCGCUUGCUGCCGCUAUCGACGAGUACAAGACCGGUACUUACAAGCAAAUGAAAUUCGUCACCGAUUUAUAUCAACCCAUCUACGACAGCGUCAUUCAGCUCUACCAUGAUGUGCAGAAGGACCACUAUCAUGCAAGAAAUGCUGGGCCGCCAGAAAGAAAUGGGCUCGUACUGCAGGGUAUUGUGAAGCUUUUUUUAUCAUUUGUAUCAUUUUCUGACGGCUAUGCAGAAUCCUGA
Suillus subalutaceus is the source of this 516-nucleotide messenger RNA. RefSeq lists its product as uncharacterized. Lineage: Eukaryota; Fungi; Basidiomycota; Agaricomycetes; Boletales; Suillaceae. The transcript is spliced from 4 exons. Bases 1 to 516 code for a protein of 171 amino acids. The record is from RefSeq and is a predicted model, not a curated record.